This is a messenger RNA of Acomys russatus (golden spiny mouse), 3568 nucleotides long. It is a transcript of the gene Snx19, whose product is annotated as sorting nexin 19. Gene Ontology annotation, cellular component: early endosome membrane; intracellular membrane-bounded organelle. Gene Ontology annotation, molecular function: phosphatidylinositol binding. The transcript is spliced from 11 exons. The record is from RefSeq and is a predicted model, not a curated record. The coding region runs from base 506 to 3508 and encodes 1000 amino acids. Lineage: Eukaryota; Metazoa; Chordata; Mammalia; Rodentia; Muridae.
CGCAGGCUGCGACCCGGAAGCUGUCGCCGGCUGGCAGCCGGCUGGCGGCUCUGACCGCUUUGGGGCUGCGGGGCGCAGUCUCCUGGGCUGCCGGAGCUUGCUGUGGCUGCUAGCCGUGGAGGACGGAAGGAACCUCCAAUGACACGGCCGCAGUCUGGGCACGCGGGCCCCGGCGACGUGUGACUCGAUCUGUCUGCCGGCAGCCGCUUCGGCGCGCUCGUAAGUGUCCCGUGGGCUGCGCGGGGCUGCGAAGAGACUCCCCGCCUGGGCCAUGAUGAAGGCCGUCAAGUUUUCCUCCUCUCGUUCGGAAGAGGCAAGCUGGUGGGCUCUGUUGACGGAAGCGAGCGGGAGAAGCCGGGUUUUCUCUGUCGCUUUGCAGUGCCUGUAAUAUCGAGGGUCCAGAGCUCACUCAAUAGCACCCGGCUCGGACAGUUCAUGCUCUCUUUCCUGACACCAAAGUAAAAUAGGAGGCUGUCAUCCCUGGAAACCACCUAUCCUUUCAGCCAUGAAGACAGAAACACUGCCCCCUACCCGGGAGAAUACCCCUGAGUUCAGCGGUGUCUACAGUAACCUAUGGACUAGCCGGAAGCUGAUGGUUAUGGGUGUCCUGCUGGGCUGGUUACUGGUCGUCCACCUUCUGGUCAACAUGUGGCUUCUGAUCCUUCUGUGUGCAUCGUUGAUGGUGCUGGGAGGAUGGCUGGGCUCCAGUGCCACUGUAGGGCUUUCAGGUCAAUUGCACCUGGAACGAUUCAUCAAGGUCACCACCUGUCCUCCGUGUCCCGAGGCAGAAAGGCAGCUGGAACAGGAGAUUAACCGCACCAUCCAGAUGAUUAUCCGAGAUUUUGUGUUAUCCUGGUAUCGUUCAGUGAGCCAGGAGCCAGCAGCAUUCGAGGCGGAGAUGGAGGCAGCCAUGAAAGGCUUGAUCCAGGAGCUUCGACGGCGGAUGAGCCUCGUGGACAACCAUGCUCUUACCCAGAGGGUUCUGACUCUCUGUGGAUGUCACCUGCAGAGCUAUAUUCGGGCAAAGGAGGCUUCUGCGAGGGGCCAGAGCUGUCCAGUUCAGCCCUCCCAGCUCUGGGAUGCUUACUGCCAGGUUACCACUCCCCACCCUGCCACGAACAGUCCCACCACUGAGGUCACUUAUGCACGUGGCAUUGUGAAUUUGUUACUGCAAGAGUUAGUGCCCAAGCCCCACAUGGAGACCAGGACUGGACGCCAUGUAGUAGUUGAGCUCAUCACGUGCAAUGUCAUCUUACCACUCAUCAGCAAGCUCUCGGAUCCUGACUGGAUCCACCUUAUCCUUGUGAGUAUCUUUUCCAAGUACAGACACGAUGCAGCGCAAGGGACUAAACCCCCCUUCUCAGCCAGUGCCCUAGAGCAGCCUUCAGUGCCCACAUCUCUGCCAUUGACUGUCGAAGUCGAGAGUCCACCAAUAGGAAAAGCGCCUUCUCCAGUAGCAGCCCCAGCACACGGAACCGGGACCGGCAGUGAGCUAGCCCCCUCCCCAGAGGUUGAAGAAGGCCACGAAGCUGUAGAGGGAGAUUUGGCUGGGGUGCUUGAAGAAAGAAAAGUAGAACAUAAUUCAUCCCGUUUUCUACAGCCAGAUAUCCGUGGCCCCUUGUUCUUAUGUGAAGACUCGGAACUCGAAUCACCACUGUCGGAAUUGGGCAAAGAAACCAUCAUGCUAAUGACCCCGGGCAACUUCCUGUCUGACAGGAUUCAAGAUGCUCUGUGUGCCCUAGAGGAUCCCCAGGCUCUGGAGCCUAAGGAUGGUGAGGGAUCUGAAAGCAUGGAAAGUGCGGAAGCUGAGGAGGCUCCAGGGACAGAAACAGAGAUAGGCUUGCCGGUCUCCGUGCUUAACUGCCCAGAGAUCCAGAUUGACACUGCCGACACGGAGGCAGAACAAGGAGAUGUCACCUCUCUCACGGCUUUGCUGGAGGAACCAGAAAAGACCUGCCCCCUACGACCUUCACGCUUAGAAAAGGACCUCACCAGUGGCGUGAGCUCCCUUGAUUCUACUCUGCCACCAGUGCCACUUCCCUCCUCUCCAACUGGUCCUCUCAGCUCGGCCACCUUUAGCUUCGAGCCCCUGAGCAGUCCAGAUGGCCCCGUUGUCAUCCAGAACCUGCGAAUCACCGGCACUAUCACUGCCCGAGAGCACAGCGGUACCGGAUUCCACCCAUACACGCUGUACACUGUGAAGUAUGAGACAGCCCUUAAUGGCGAGAACAGCAGCGGCCUACAGCAGCUGGCCUACCACACCGUGAACCGCCGCUACCGGGAGUUCUUGAACCUGCAGACCCGCCUGGAGGAGAAACCAGAUCUACGAAAGUUUAUCAAAAAUGUAAAGGGUCCAAAAAAGCUCUUUCCGGAUCUUCCAUUUGGGAACAUGGAUAGCGACAGAGUAGAAGCCAGGAAGAGCCUCCUGGAGUCGUUCCUGAAGCAACUCUGUGCCAUUCCUGAGAUUGCCAACAGCGAGGAGGUGCAGGAGUUUCUUGCUCUGAACACGGAUGCUCGGAUUGCCUUUGUCAAGAAACCGUUCAUGGUCUCUAGAAUAGACAAGAUGGUGGUGAGUGCUAUCGUAGACACCCUGAAGACAGCGUUCCCUCGCUCUGAACCCCAGAGCCCCACAGAGGAGCUGAGUGAAGCGGAGAAUGAAAGCAAGCCCCAGACAGAAGGCAAGAAGGCUAGCAAGUCCAGACUGAGGUUUUCAUCCAGUAAAAUUGCUCCUGCACUGAGUAUAGCGGAGGCUCAGGACAGGGUUCUCUACCGUCUUCAGGAAGGCAAUGCGGAGUCAGAGAUCCUGUCCAUGUCUGGGAUGGAAUCUUUCAUUGAAAGGCAGACAAAGUUACUGGAAAUGCAGCCAGCGGAAGUCCCAGAUAAAGAGCCCCACCAAGUCCUCCAAGAAUGUGUGGACAGUGGUUUGCUGGAUAAAGCUAUGGUAGCCCCAGAGCUCACCAAGAGUGACCCAGGAACAGAAACAGAGUUAGCCGACACGGCCUUCGACCUCAUCCUCCUGCUGCUGAUGGAGCAGUGGCAGUGGCUGUGCACUGAGAACAUGCAGAAGUUGCUCCGCCUUGCUUUUGGAACUCUAGUUCAGAGGUGGCUAGAAGUACAGGUGGCUAAUCUAACAUGUCCCCAGCGGUGGGCACAGUACCUCCGGCUUCUUCGGGAAUCUAUCUGGCCUGGUGGAGUGCUGCCCAAGUUUCCACGGCCUGGGAGGACUCAGGCCCAGAAAGCAGCUACUGAGAAGCAGGCUUUGCAGAGCUUGAUGGGUAUCCUGCCAGAUUUUUUAGUAGAAAUCCUGGGGGUGAACAAGUGCUGGCUGAGCUGGAGUCUAGUGCUGGAAUCGUUCCAACAUCCCCUCAUCAACAGACAUUUGGUUUACUGCCUUGGAGACAUCAUCCUGGAGUUCUUGGACCUCAGUGCUUCUGUUGAGGAGUCUACCCCAACCACCUCAGCCUCAGAUUCCCCAGGCAACCUCAAGAAGAUGACUGUUCCCACUUAGCUAGAAGUUAUUCACAGUCUCCAAAGGCCUGAAGAAGAGAACUGUUCACCCUCUCAGAGA